Carya illinoinensis is the source of this 1062-nucleotide messenger RNA. RefSeq names its product dehydration-responsive element-binding protein 1D. Gene Ontology annotation, biological process: regulation of DNA-templated transcription. The record is from RefSeq and is a predicted model, not a curated record. Lineage: Eukaryota; Viridiplantae; Streptophyta; Magnoliopsida; Fagales; Juglandaceae. Gene Ontology annotation, molecular function: DNA binding; DNA-binding transcription factor activity. Bases 140 to 760 code for a protein of 206 amino acids. The transcript has a single exon.
UCCAUUCUUCUUCAAACCAACACACCCUUUUCCCAUUCUACUACACUAGCAAAAACUGAUUGAACUUACUCCUCAGUACCCACCAUUACUGCUGCGUCUUCCACUAUUCCAUUACUUCUCCAACUAACCAAGUACAUACAUGGAUGUUUUCUACCAGUAUUCCCCUGAUUCCGAGAGUAGCUGUGGUCGUGUCGUCAACUUGUCUGACGAGGAGGUUAUUUUGGCUUCCAGGAACCCGAAGAAACGUGCCGGGAGGAAGAAGUUCAAGGAAACCAGGCACCCGGUCUACCGGGGCGUGAGGAGGAGGAACUCAGGGAAGUGGGUGUGCGAGGUCCGCGAGCCCAACAAGAAGUCCAGGAUAUGGCUGGGGACGUUCCCGACUGCCGAAAUGGCGGCGCGAGCUCACGAUGUCGCUGCAAUAGCUCUGCGUGGGCGGUCCGCCUGUCUUAAUUUCGCGGACUCGGCCUGGAAGUUGCCUGUGCCGGCUUCGGCGGAAGCGAAGGACAUUCAGAGGACGGCGGCAGAGGCGGCAGAGGCGUUUCGUCCAGCGGUUUUGAUGGACAAUUCGUCGGAAACGGUGGCUGAGGAUGAAAGGAAAUCGCCUGAGAGAGUGUUCUUCAUGGAUGAAGAAGCAGUCUUUGGGAUGCCGGGAUUGCUGGCAAAUAUGGCAGAGGCGAUGCUCCUGCCUCCACCAUAUAAUUGCGCGGGAGAUGACGUGGAAGCUUCGGCUGACAUGUCAUUAUGGAGUUAUUCCAUAUAAAUUACAACUCAUAAAUAUAAAAUCAUAUCAUCAGCCGGAACAUAUACUAUAUAAAGGAAAGAGUAAUAGUAGUGUUAGGAAACCAAAAGGGUGAUGAGAUGUGUUUUGAAGUUGGACCGGCCAUCAUUCCGUACUUUGUUUUUUUUUUUGAUUGAGUGCGGUGACUGUGUGUCGUGUUUUCGAUCUUCAUGACAGAGAUAAGCAUGUAUGUUGCAAGCUAGCAAGUGUUGGGAUAUUAUUGGUGAAGAAAAAUCAUCAUGAUAUAUAUUCAUGUGGGCACAUAAAAUGCCCAAUUACAAGCU